Molecule: messenger RNA, 792 nt
Organism: Photinus pyralis (common eastern firefly)
Lineage: Eukaryota; Metazoa; Arthropoda; Insecta; Coleoptera; Lampyridae
Gene: Pop4
Product: ribonuclease P protein subunit p29
Exons: 3
Coding region: 124-762 (212 amino acids)
Biological process (GO): rRNA processing; tRNA 5'-leader removal
Cellular component (GO): ribonuclease P complex; ribonuclease MRP complex
Molecular function (GO): ribonuclease P RNA binding
Source: RefSeq, a predicted model, not a curated record
AGAUCAAAUGGUUUUCAGUUCUAAUGGGUCACCCGGUAUAUAGUGUAGAAAGAGAAUUGUAGUUCAAACGUUCAAGUGUAGUUCAAUUGUGAGCUACUAUUGAGGUUAAGUUUUCAAUUUGUGAUGGAAUCAGAAUCUUCGAAACGUAAUACUGCCAAAGACGACAAGAAGUCCUACCUUCUGAACUUCUUAAAGGAGAGCUUACCGAGCCGAACUCGAACUGAAAUUAGCACUCUUAGCGAUUGCAAUUUUGCCUUUACCACAAGCGCCCCAAAAAAAGAGAAGACAGUACGAAAAAAGAAACAGUUCAUCACGCGAAAGGAACGUAAGAAAUUAAACAUUCUCAAGUUGCCGAAGCAGGACUGGAAUUAUAAAGAGCUGGGCGUGAUGAGAGACCUUUGGAAGCAGUACAUGCGAAACAACUUAGCCCUGUAUCCCAAGAUACCCACCUGGGAGGACUCGAACUGGAACAAUUUCAAUAUCACUUUGGCCAAGUCCGAAUUUAUCGGUGCCGAGCUGACCGUCGUGCGAUCGAAGAACGUGAACCAGGUUGGGAUGCGCGGUAUAGUCGUUUUGGAAACGAAAGCGACCUAUCAAAUAGUCACCCCGAAAAAUGAAUUGAAAAUUCUCAUAAAAAAGUCUUCGGUAUUUAGCUUAGUUUUAGACGAUAUGAAAUUUACAAUCUUUGGGAAGUAUACUGUAGUGAGGCCUAGUGAAAGGAGUAUUAAGAAGGUUAAAACUCUGUUACUGCCAGAUUUGUAGUUGUUGUAAUAAUUAUAUGUGUUCUAUUAG